Fundulus heteroclitus (mummichog) is the source of this 3014-nucleotide messenger RNA. RefSeq names its product iroquois homeobox 3a (gene irx3a). Gene Ontology annotation, biological process: regulation of transcription by RNA polymerase II; neuron differentiation; cell development. Lineage: Eukaryota; Metazoa; Chordata; Actinopteri; Cyprinodontiformes; Fundulidae. The record is from RefSeq and is a predicted model, not a curated record. Bases 307 to 1602 code for a protein of 431 amino acids. Gene Ontology annotation, cellular component: nucleus. The transcript has 2 exons. Gene Ontology annotation, molecular function: DNA-binding transcription factor activity, RNA polymerase II-specific; RNA polymerase II cis-regulatory region sequence-specific DNA binding.
GGGCUUCUAAACGACUAGAAAUGUCAAUCUGAGCAAGGGAGUCCCAAUAAUCUGAAGCAAUCUGUAAGGACCUGACCUUAGUCCAUCCAGAUCAAUAGGGAAGUGAGGGUGGAAAGAAGACGAAGAGGAGGCACAAACAAGGGACGCAACCGGGAUCGUUUACUCUGGCUGUUCCCGAGGAAAUAUAGACUUCCCGUGCCUGGCACCUUUUGUUGCUCACAUGUUCACACUGUAAAAGUGGAUACCAAGGCAAGUCCGUUGCUUUGCGAGGCUGCAGAAGACUCUUCCCCCCCGCUUCCUAUCAACAUGUCUUUCCCUCAACUGGGAUAUCAGUACAUCCGACCGAUAUACCCGCCGGAGCGCCAAGGGAUCGCCGGCAGCGCCAGGGCUGGGACGGAGCUGAGUCCGUCCGGCGCACUUUCAAACGUUCUCUCCAGCAUGUACGGAUCUCCUUUCGCCGCUGCGGCGCAGGGCUACGGAGCCUUUCUACCUUACUCCAACGACAUAUCCAUUUUCAAUCAGUUGGGCGCUCAGUAUGAUCUGAAAGACGGCCACGGUGUCCAGCACCCAGGGUUCGCCCCCCCUCACCCUGCUUUUUACCCAUAUGGCCAGUAUCAGUUCGGUGACCCGUCCAGACCCAAAAACGCCACCAGGGAGAGCACCAGCACUCUGAAGGCCUGGCUCAGCGAGCACCGCAAGAACCCCUACCCGACCAAGGGCGAGAAGAUCAUGCUGGCCAUCAUCACCAAGAUGACCCUCACCCAGGUGUCCACCUGGUUCGCCAACGCCAGGAGGAGGCUAAAGAAGGAGAACAAGAUGACCUGGACCCCUCGGAACCGCACCGACGAAGAGGGGAAUGUUUACACCAGCGACCAUGAGGGGGAGGAGGGGGACAAGAGGGAAGACGAGGAAGAGAUUGACUUGGAGAACAUCGACACGGAAAAUAUCGAGAGUAAGGACGACUUGGACGAACAGGACGACCUUCACUCAGACAUUAAACUAGACGGGAGGAGUGACUCUGAGAUUUCGGACGGCUAUGAGGAUUUACAAGGGCCGGAGCAGAGGUUUCUGAAGGCGGUGGGGAAGGAGGCCAAGGAGGCGCAGAGAGGAGGGGAGCUCUUCCACGGCCACCACAUUCACCACCCAUCUUUGGACAUCAAGGCGUCCCAGCCCAGCGUAGAGCAGCUCAAACUCAACCCGGUGUCCGCCAGCUCCCCGCCCUCAGAGAACAACCCGGCCCCGGCCCAGAAACCAAAGAUCUGGUCCCUGGCGGAGACGGCCACGGCCCCGGACAACCCGCGCAAGUCGCCGCAGGUGAACGGCGGCGGGCCGACGGCGGCGGGAGGAGGAGGAGGAGGGGCGGCCACGCAGGCCAUCCUGGGCCCGCACAGACUCAUCUCGUCCUGUCCCGUUGGGAAAAUCCAGAACUGGACGAACCGAGCGUUCUCGGCGCACCAGCUGGCUUUACUGAACUCCAAUCAUUAUCUGGGACUGGCGAACCAGGCCACCGCCACAAGCCUGGCCCUGUACAGCAGCAGGCAAACGGAGGACAAGAGUCAUAGUUCAGACACUUCAGUCACAGGUACAUGUCCCCGGCACUGAGACCCGCAUGUAGAAAAAAAAAAAAAAAACAACAACUCCAGAGACACUAUAGGCCAUUUCCUGUCAUUCAUUUCUUUAAUUUUAGAUUUCCCUUUGCCUUCUUCACCUCAUGGAUAUUUUUUUCUUCUCUGUUAAGGCCACACAGAUGAUCAGUGUUACAGCUUGGAGCAGACAGUGUUUGUGUGAGUGUGUUUGCGUGUGUGUGUGUGAGUGUGUGUGUGUGUGAAAGAGAACUUGUUCUGACAAAAGCCCUGGAUCAUUAUAAUAAAAAAACAAAGGCAUUUAAGAAAAAGAAAAACGUAAAUAAAUGUUGAUUUUAAUGUUGAUUAAAGAAAAAAAAGUUCCCAGUUUUCAUCAUCACUGCGAUUCACAAUGAAAUACACAACGAAAUGCAAGUGUGUGUGUUGUUGUUGGGUUUUUUUUUUUGUUUUUUGUUUAUUUGUCCUUCAAGGCGGAUGAUUUUUCUAACAAAAAGUCAAAGUGGGUUGUGAUAAUAGGCAGUGAAAUUAGCGCAAUUUCAUGUUAAUUUUCUUUCCCGCAGUUGCAGAGAGAUCUAGUGCCUUUGGAUGCAAAGGAAGCGACAGAUCAAACAGACAGAAGGCUGUCUGAUUGUGACAGUUUAGAUUUUUUUUUUAAAAAUAUGUUGAUGCCAUCGCAUUCUUCUUUUUUUUUUUCUUUUGUUCAGUUUUAUUCUAAUGCCAUAUUUAUCCAAAUGAGCUUUGAUUAUGGGAAUUUCAUUGAUCCCAGUGUGUGUGUGCGCGCGUGUAUAUGUGUGUGUGUGCGUGUGUGUGUGUGUGUGUGUGUAGCACCGCUUGUGUUAUUUCGUUAAGGCCUCUCUUUACAGACUUGUUUUGGUCAUGCAAAUGAGCUCAAUGCAAAUUCACUUAAGGCUCGUUAUUUUUUUUAUUUUAUUUUUUUUUGGCAAUUGUCACUUUUAUAAGACUUCAUGUUUUAACUCCUCACGAGGCCGUUAAUACAGUUUAUUCCCUCCUCCCCUUCACUGCAUUUUUUGUAUUCCGCUUUUACUCUGUGUAUUUCGUUUUAAGGCCUCAGGACUGACUUAAAGCAGCAAUGGUUCCCGGCUCCUCUUCUUUUUUUCUUUUUUUUUCUUUUUUCUCCUGUUCAUCUUUUAAUUUGAAAUCAAAUAUGGAAUGUAAAAUAAGAAUAAAACAUCUCUGUAUAGCCUACCUACAUUGUAAGCAUGUCCCGUGUAAAACUGCUAAUCUAAUAAUGUAUGAACCUGUAGUCUGUGAGCUUUUCUCCCCUUUUUCUUUUUGUAAGUUCUGUGAGGAUUUGAUGUUAUAUUUUUUUUUGUAUAUAACGUUAAGAAUAUGUACAUACUUGUGAACCAAAUUGUACAAGAAAGUCUAUAUUUUUGGCUAAUAAAUGAACUGCUGCAACUUAAAGAAGAA